CCCUUCUUCAAUUUGCAUUUGUAUAUAAUACUAAAUACAGAGAGUGGUGGAGGUGGUGGUGGUGAGAGGGAGUGAUUAGACGCGGUUUGAUCUACCUAAGAGCUGCGGAAAUGGCGGAAGAAAAGUACAAUCGGAAGAACCCAGCGGUGAAGAGGAUAUUGCAGGAGGUGAAGGAGAUGCAAUCGAACCCCUCCGAUGAUUUCAUGAGCCUCCCCCUCGAGGAGAAUAUAUUCGAAUGGCAAUUUGCAAUCAGGGGACCCUGUGAUACUGAGUUUGAGGGAGGCAUUUAUCAUGGACGUAUCCAAUUGCCUGCGGAAUACCCCUUCAAGCCUCCUUCAUUUAUGUUGUUGACGCCGAAUGGCCGUUUUGAGACCCAAACAAAGAUAUGCUUGAGUAUAUCAAAUCAUCAUCCUGAGCACUGGCAGCCUUCAUGGAGUGUUCGGACUGCUUUGACAGCACUAAUCGCCUUUAUGCCCACCGACCCAAAUGGUGCUUUGGGCUCAUUGGACUAUAAAAAAGAAGAAAGGCGUGCUCUGGCAAAUAAAUCUCGUGAAGCUGCUCCUAGAUUCGGGACUUCUGAACGUCAACAGCUAAUUGAUGAGAUUCAUGAAUACAUGCUGAGAAAGGCACCCCCAGUUCCUCAACUCAGCCCCUCACAGACUCCUGAAGAACAAUCUACCCAUCGAGAUGCAGCGGAUGCUGAAGUCCAGGUGAGUCCUCAGAAUGCCACCACAGAAUCUGCUGGAGAGGAACUUCCGAAUCUAGCUGAAGGUGACAGGAUUGUUGAAGAACUGCAAGAAGUUCCUCUGAAUGCAAAUCCCAGCCCUGCAGGAAUUAGGAUAUCGAGAGAGGUUCCUGCUGGACACUCAAGAGGGCAGCAGCUGCCGCAGAGGCCAGAAUUGAGGAUUCAAAAACCGGCUGAUGAUCGCCUUUUCACAUGGGCUGCUGUUGGGCUUACCAUUGCUAUAGCUGUUCUUCUGUUGAAGAAGUUUAUGAAAGCUAGUGGACAUGGUGCUGUUUUCAUGGACGGAUCAUAAAUCUUAGUGGUAAGCAAACCGACGAAUUUGCUUAGUAGAUUCGGUAAGUCGGUACUAAAUUGUCCGGUGGGUGGUAUAGUUUGUAAUAUAUCCGUCAGUUAUUCUUCACCUAUUUAUAGCGACGGAAGAGCGUGUUUAAUCAGUUUGUUUCUUGGACUUGUAUGAGAUUGGUACAGUAAACAUUGGAAUGAAAGCGGCAAAAGUUCCAAGAACUGUAAAAGAAAUUACUCAUUUUACUUGUUCUUCAGUUAAGUGAUGGGUCAUGUCAGUAUUUGUUAAUAGAUAUAAACUUAGCCACCAGAUGGGUUUGCAUUUUCCAAAAGUUGUGCAACUUCUUCUUGGUUACAGAGGCAAUCUUUGCCAACCAAUGAGGAUGUUCUUCUCUUGAUUUCGAUUGAGUUAUAUGUGAAUGCGAUAUAAGUGAUGG
Messenger RNA from Ilex paraguariensis (yerba mate), 1464 nucleotides. The record is from the annotation of a GenBank genome assembly. Lineage: Eukaryota; Viridiplantae; Streptophyta; Magnoliopsida; Aquifoliales; Aquifoliaceae.